Messenger RNA from Ixodes scapularis (black-legged tick), 8255 nucleotides. Its product is annotated as ankyrin repeat and KH domain-containing protein 1. Lineage: Eukaryota; Metazoa; Arthropoda; Arachnida; Ixodida; Ixodidae. The record is from RefSeq and is a predicted model, not a curated record. Gene Ontology annotation, cellular component: cytoplasm. Gene Ontology annotation, molecular function: RNA binding; protein binding. Gene Ontology annotation, biological process: innate immune response.
UAAAUGGUUUGAAUUAUUUUGUGGAAAUUGUGUGGAUAACCCAGCUGUACCAUAGAGUUCCGUCGCUUUUAACGGACAUAGAACCUGAUGUGACUCUGGUUGAUGUAAAAAAAAUGCAGAAUGUAGUUCAUGGAAAUGCGUGCGAUGCCGUGAGAGAGGAACCCCAGGAGGCCGAGUCGUUCAUCUUGGACCCCGAAGAGCUGGAGGAAGAGCCUGUGCUGGACACGUCCAAGUUCCUGCUGUCCUCUGAAAGUGGCCGCGGAGACAGCCCCGAGCUCCAAGUGGGCAGCGUGGACCCCGAUACACAGGCGCGGCUGGAAGCCCUACUCGAAGCCACAGGGCUGAGCAAGCUGUCCCUGGAGGGCAAGCAGUUUGCGGACCCCGAGGUGCUGCGGCGGCUGACGACGUCUGUGAGCUGCGCCCUGGAUGAGGCGGCGGCCGCCCUCACUCGCAUGCGUGCUGAGCACGUGGCCCCCCUACCCCCACCGCCACCCCAGGGAACCGCCCACCACCCGGCUAGGACGCUGGCGGAGGCGUGCAGCGAGGGGGACGUGCGGGCGGUGCGGGAGCUGCUGGACGAGGGACGCAACGUCAACGAGGUGACGGAGGAGGGCGAGAGCCUGCUGUCCCUCGCCUGCGCCUCGGGCUACUGCGAGCUGGCACAGCUGCUGCUUGCCAUGCGUGCCAACGUGGAAGACCGGGGCCUCAAGGACAUGACCCCCCUGAUGGAGGCGGCCACAGCAGGCCACGUGGACAUUGUCAAGCUGCUCAUUGAGCACGGGGCAGACGUCAACGCCCAGACCGCACAGGGCCACACCCCCCUGAUGUUUGCCUGCCUCGGGGGCCACGAGGGGGUGGCUCGGGCCCUGGUGCACGCGGGGGCCAACCUGGAGGACCACAACGAGAACGGCCACACCCCGCUGAUGGAGGCGGCCUCGGCGGGACACGUGAGCACCGCCCGGGUGCUGGUGGAACAGGGCGCCUCCAUCAACACCCACUCCAACGAGUUCAAGGAGUCGGCGCUCACCCUCGCCUGCUACAAAGGUCACCUGGAGAUGGUCCGGUUCCUGCUCCAGGCCGGUGCGGACCAGGAGCACAAGACGGACGAGAUGCACACCGCCCUCAUGGAGGCAUCCAUGGACGGGCACGUGGAGGUGGCGCGCCUCCUGCUGGACUCGGGGGCACAGGUGAACAUGCCGACGGACAGCUUUGAGUCGCCCCUGACGCUGGCGGCGUGCGGGGGCCACGUGGAGCUAGCCAUGCUGCUGCUGGAGCGGGGGGCCAACAUUGAGGAGGUGAACGACGAAGGCUACACCCCGCUGAUGGAGGCGGCCCGGGAGGGCCACGAGGAGAUGGUGGCCCUGCUGCUCUCCCAAGGUGCGGACAUCAACGCCCAGACGGAGGAGACCCAGGAGACUGCCCUGACGCUGGCCUGCUGCGGGGGCUUCCUGGAGGUGUCCGACUUCCUGCUCAAGGCCGGGGCGCACCUGGAGCUGGGGGCCAGCACCCCACUCAUGGAGGCCGCACAGGAGGGCCACCUGGAACUGCUGCGCUACCUCAUCUCCCAGGGGGCCAACGUGAAUGCGAAGACGGCGACGGGGGACACCGCCCUCACGUACGCCUGCGAAAACGGUCACACGGACGUCGCCGAUCUCCUGCUGCAGGCAAACGCUGACCUGGAGCACGAGUCCGAGGGCGGCCGGACGCCACUGAUGAAGGCGGCGAGGGCGGGCCACCUGUGCACGGUGCAGUUCCUGCUGACGCGGGGCGCGGACCCGAACCGCCCGACGAGCAGCAACGACCACGUGCCCCUGUCGCUGGCGUGUGCGGGGGGCCACCUGUCGGUGGUGGAGCUGCUGCUGGCCCACGGGGCGGACCCCAGCCACCGCCUCAAGGACAACUCGACCAUGCUCAUCGAGGCCUCCAAGGGGGGCCACACGGCCGUGGUGCAGCUGCUGCUCGACUACCCCAACCUGGCCGCCGGGGGCUCGCCCUCCGCCGCCGGCUCGGCCGCCUCCGCGGUGGCCGCCCAGCAGGCGGUGGCCACGGCAGCCGUGGCGGGCACCCUGCCCCAGCAGCUACAGCAGCUGCAGCAGCAGCAGAGUCAGCAGCAGCAGCAACAGCAGCAACAACUUCCCGGUUCCAAUGCGGGAACCGUCGAGGCAUCCCCCCGGUUCGGAGGCCACAGCCUGCAGGUGGUUCCGCUGACGGAAGAGCAGCGGGUGGCCGCCCUGGCUGCGGCCGCGGCCGGCCAUCCCUUCCUGCCCCACGUCGCUGGAGCGGGCUCUCGCGCAAGUGCCACGGCGGCGACGUCCUCGUCGACCGUGGGUGCGCCCUCCCCCGCCUGCCCGGAGGUGGCUGCGACCCCGGUGUCCUGGGGCGGUGGCAAGCGCAAGGCGAGCGGGGACUCCGGCGGGCCCCCGCCCCUGGUGGUGUGCGCCGGCUCCGCGGGGGCCAGGCUGGCCACCGAGCAGGAGAGGCACCAGCAGGCAGCCGCGGCAGCUGCUCAGGGUCUGCGGCCAAGCGAGCGACUGGAGGCGUGCAUCAACAGCAUGAUGCGGAGUGCGGAGCUGAACCACCCGAGCAGGGAGGAGCAGAUCCUGCAGAAGCAGCAGAUCCUCGAGGAGCUGCAGAGGGUCGAGAGGGAGCUGCAGGAGAAGGCGCAUGCGCAGAUGGUGCUCUCUGGCCACCACCACCUGGUUCCCCCGUGCGAGGAGGUGGAGGAGCUGAACCUGCGCAAUGCGGCCCUCUCCUCAUCUCCCUCCUCCCCUCCCGACCUGGCCGCCCCCUCCUGCCACCUUCCCUCGGCCUCUACCACGGCCACGCCUCCCGUUGUGGCCGCCGCACCCCUGGGACCGGCUGCCGCCAAGCGGCACCUCGACAAGGCGAAGCCCAAGGCCCUGGCAGCGUGCGCCCCCAAGGACACGGCGUGCAGCCUGGCGGUGGGGCCGUCCCCCCUGUGUGCCCCCUCCUCGUCGUCCCAGCAGGGCUGCGUGCAGUCCCCCCAGGGGGCCCCCUACCCACCCUCCCCGCUGGGCCCCACCUCCGCGGCGUCCUUUGCGGCGCCCGCCCAGGGGGACGAGGGACUCAUGGUGGCCGCCCCCGCCCGCACCCUCCACGAGACCCUCGGGGAGAUCGUGUCUGGUCCCGCGGUGGCCGGCGGCGUUCCCUCCGCAGUGGCGGUGGCAGUGGCCGCGGCAGCGUCCGCCCAGGUGUCCAUUACGGCGCAGCAGGCGGUGUGCCCCGACCACCAUCACCACCACCACCACCAUCACCACCACCACCACCCUCAGCAGCAACAGCAGCAGCAGGGACACCCGGGGGCGGCGGGACAUCCCGGGGUGGCCCCCACGGGCCUGCCACCUCCGGCGCUCGCCUUCCACCCGGCCGCCUUUCCCAUCCAUGCACAGGUGGACCUGAACUGGCAGACGGAGAGCAACCACGACACUGCCCUGACGCUGGCCUGUGCGGGGGGCCACGAGGAGCUGGUGGGGCUGCUGCUGAGCAGGGGGGCCCACUUGGAGCACCGGGACAAGAAGGGCUUCACCCCGCUCAUGCUGGCGGCCACGGCCGGCCACGCGGGGGUCGUGGACAUCCUGCUCUCCCACGGGGCCGACCUGGAGGCCCAGUCGGAGCGCACCAAGGACACGGCCCUCUCCCUCGCCUGCUCGGGGGGACGCUACGAGGUGGUGGAGAUUCUACUGGCACGUGGGGCCAACAAGGAGCACCGCAACGUUUCAGACUACACCCCCUUGAGCCUGGCAGCGUCUGGCGGAUACGUCAACAUCAUCAAGCUGCUGCUUCAGCACGGAGCUGAGAUCAAUUCGAGGACGGGCAGCAAGCUGGGCAUCUCGCCGCUGAUGCUGGCGGCCAUGAACGGGCACGUGGCGGCGGUGAAGCUGUUGCUGGACCACGGGAGCGACAUCAAUGCCCAGAUCGAGACCAACAAGAACACGGCCCUGACCCUGGCCUGCUUCCAGGGCCGCCAGGAGGUGGUGGCACUGCUGGUGGACCGCAGGGCCAACGUCGAGCACCGGGCAAAGACGGGGCUGACCCCCCUGAUGGAGGCGGCUUCUGGAGGCUACGUGGAGGUGGGGCGGGUCCUGCUGGACAAGGGGGCAGACGUCAACGCGCCCCCCGUGCCCUCCUCCCGGGACACGGCCCUCACAAUCGCCGCCGACAAGGGUCACUACGCCUUCGUGGAGCUCCUCAUCAAGAGGGGAGCUGCCAUUGAUGUCAAGAACAAGAAAGGGAGCUCACCGCUGUGGCUGGCCUGCAAUGGUGGCUACCUGGACGUGGUGCAGCUGCUGGUGGCGGCCCAGGCGGACAUUGACAGCAUGGACAACCGGCGGGUGUCGUGCCUGAUGGCGGCCUUCCGCCGGGGCCACGUGAAGGCGGCCAAGUGGCUGGUCAAGCACGUGGCCCAGUUCCCCUCGGACCAGGAGAUGGCCCGCUUCAUGGCCACCCUGGGCACCGAGAGCAAGGAGCUGCUCCGCAAGUGCCACCAGUGCACCGAGGUGAUCCACGCCGCCAAGGAGCGCCAGGCAGCCGAGGCCAACAAGUGCGCCUCCAUCCUGCUCGAGGAGCUGGACCAGGAGCGGUCCCGGGAGGAGAGCCGCAGGGCCGCCGCCGCCCGGCGCAGGGAGCGCAAGCGUCGCAAGAAGAAGGAGAAGCAGGAGCAGCUGCGCCUGGCCAAACUGGAAGCAGAGGGUGGGGACAAGGGUGGAGCGGCCAGCGGCAAGGACUCGGACUCCAAGAGUGAGGGAGACAAGCCCCCGACCAGCUCGCAGUCUGAGGAGGAGGAUGAGGAGGAAGAGGAGGACGACGACGAGGACGACGAGGGAGGGCCGACACCGGCCCCCGGCCAGGGCUCGGCCACGCCGGCCAGCGAGCUGGACGAGCGGCUGCCCAACCCCGGGGGAGGCACUGCACUAGCAGAACACGGCUCCUCCAACCCCGGCCACCUGUUCCCUCCCCCGGCGGUGCCGUCCAGCCGGUCCAAGGGUGCCUCCCAGUCCACCCCCACCCCCUCCCUGGCCACCAAGGUGCGCUUAAAAGACGAACACCCCCCGCCGGCCGAAACCACCGGCGGCCACCAUGUCCCCCACGAGUCCUCGUCCAGUGCCUCCUCGCCGCCCAAGGUUGCGGCGGACAAGAACUACCGCAAGAACAAGAAGCAUGACCCAGCGGUACCCGUGGCUGCUCCGCGGCUCAACCACAUGGUCGUGGCGGCGACGGCCCUCCCCGUGGCCGCCGCGUCCUGCGGUGCCAAGGGCAAGGGCAAGGCGACGCAGCAGCAGACGGCGCGGAGCGUGGCGGUUGUGACGCUCCACAGGCAGCCGUUUGCUGCCGCGGCCAAGCGGGGAGAGGUGUUGGUGAACGGACUGUCGGCGGACGGCGAGGACUUUGUCGUCGCCCCCACCAAGGGCUCCAACAAGCACAGCAGGAGCUCCCUGCACCAUUCGGACGGGACGAAGAGCAGCCCGCUGGGCGAGUUGGCCCUGGAGGUGCUGGAUGGGUGCGGGGGCCCCCGCAGUCCCCCCCGGCCGUCCCCGCUGGCGUCCGCGUCGCCCAAGAAGGCCUCCUCGUCGCUGCUAGCCUCGUGCGCGGCAGGGCUGGCGGCGGGGGGCAAGGGCCACCACCACCGGGGUGAGGAGGGCUGGAAGGAGGUGGUGCGACGCUCCAAGAAGGUUACUGUGCCAUCGAGCGCCAUCAGCCGGGUCAUCGGCCGCUGCGGCUGCAACAUCAACGCCAUCCGGGAAGCUUCCGGGGCGCACAUCGAGGUGGAGAAGCACAAGGGCCAGGGAGAGCGCACCAUCCUCAUACGGGGCUCGGCGGAGGCGACGAAGCAGGCGCAGCUGCUGAUCACGGGGCUGGUCCAGGAGCCCGACCGAGACCUGUCGGACAUCAUGGCCCAGCACGGGGUCACGGUGGGGCCUAAGGCACCCCCGGAGGUCCCCCAGCAGCAGCAGCAGGCUCCCCCCACAGGAGGACGCACCGCGGCCUCCAACGCUGCGGUCGCGGCUGCCCCUUGCCUCCCGGCCAGCGCACCGUCCGCCAGCCAGUUGGCCUCCUCGGUGCUCGUGUCCGGCGGCGGCGGCAAGCCCGGUCGACAGGCAAGCUCGGCCAAAGUAGCGAGCGCCAAGGCGGCGGCUCCGGCGCCGUCCCUGCCCCCCUUUGGGCAGACGCGGCCGGCACCCAGGCCGGGCAUCCCCACCCUGUCCGGGGGCGCCCAGACCAGCUCCUCUGGAGGGCCCCCCUUCGCCCUGGGCACCUCAGGCUGGGGUUCCGCAGCCCCGGCCAAGCCCCUCCCCGGCGCCACCCCGGCGUCCUCCGCAACCGCCCCCACCACCGCCACCACCCAGGUGACUAGCGCAGCCGUGAACGGGACGGCGGCGGCGGCGGCGGCCUCGUACACCCAGGCAGUGAUUUCCCCCGCCAAGCGGGCCGAGGGCAGGGCAGCCUCGGCGGACCCCCGUCAGAGCUCGUCCCCGAGCUCAGGGGGCAGCCCGUCUCCCACCCUGUCGGCCCCGGCCCCAGCCCAAGGAGGGGCCUCCCCGGGGGCCCCCUCGGGGACGCCCCUCGGGCUGGCCCAGACAUUCUCGCCCUUCAACAACGUGUUCAGCAAGGAGACCCAGCCCAGCGUGUGGGGCCAGCGGGAGGCCUCCAAGCCCAACUUUGCCUCGGUGGCGGCCUCGGGGGUCUGCGGCCCCCCCGGAGGGCCCCAGGCACCGGGGCCCGACCAGCCCGUGGUGGACGCGGCCAAGGCUCCCGGCUACCGGGGCAACCUGCACGUGACGCCCCCCAACUACGGCCCCAUCGGGAGCGGUCCCCGCAGCGCCCCCUGCACGCCCCCCAUCGGAGCCCCCGCUUCCCCUCCCCAGCAGCAGCAGCAUCAGCAACAGCAGCAGGAGUACUACGAGGGGUCCCAGCACGCGGCGGUGUCUCCCUCGUCUCGGAUGGUGUUUGCCCCCUCGCCCCACUAUGGGCUGGGGCCCCCCGAGAUGGGGGGCCCCCCGCAGGCGGCACCCUCGGCCAUCCAGAGCACGCUGAACCCCAAUGCGCCGGACUUCUCGAGCCGGUCGGCGGCGCCCCCGGUGAUGAUGGCCCCUCCCCCGCACCACCUGGGCUCCCACCAGGCCCUGCGGGCGCCUCCUUUUGCGCCCCAGGACUUCCUGCAGCAGCAGCAGCAGAGCCUGGGUGCGCACCAGGGCCACCCAGCCGUCUUCCCCCUCCAGAUGAUGUCCCACCUGCAGCAGCAGUACUCCGGCCUGGUGGCCCCCGUCGGGCAGCUGCCCAAGGGAGACCGCACUCCCCUGGGCAUCCGGCUCACGGACGACGGGUCCCCCUCGUCGUUGUCCCCUCAGCAGGGGGGCCUCUCUCCCACGGUGGGGUCGUCCCACCCGGGGGACGACCGCAAGCUGCCCCGCCCCAUCGGCACGGAGCGGGCCCAGAAGAAGAACGUGCCCCUGGGGGCCCCCUCGUACCCACCGCCCAAUGCUGCCACGGGCAUCUGGUCCUACCCCAACAGUGCUGGGAGCGCUGUGUCGUCGGAGCUGAGCUCGAUGGCAGCGUGGGUGCAGUACCAGCAUGCAGCGGGGGCCCAGGGGGACGGUCUGCCCCAGCUGCUACACAACCGCUUCGCAGAAGGGCCCUCGGAGAACGCCCUCGAACACUCCUACCACCAGCAGCAACAGCAGCAGCUGGGUUCGGGCCUGGGCGGGUGUCCCCCGUUCCUGAAUGGCUUCCCCACGGUGGCCAACCACCUGCUGGGGGGCGGCGCCCAGCUGUUCCCCCCGGCGGCCCGGGUGGCCGCGGAGGCGCCCCAUCAGGAGGCCCCCUGGUCCCCCCACAAGCUGAUGGCAGACCCCAUGGCCCACCACCACCACCACCACCACCCGGGGCGCGUCCAGCCGCACCACCCGCAACAACCGCAGCACCACCAGCCACAGCACCACCCCCACGUGGCCGCAAAGCUGCCCUGGCAGGGCUGGGCCCCCCACCAGACGUGAUGCCGCUGACAACAGCCCACGAGCAGUGCGGACAGAGGGACUGCCUCCGGCUCCCCACGGCGGGGGACACACGUUUAUAUAUAUAUAAAUAUAUAUAUACAAGGAGAAACCAUUUACAUAGCGAGAGAUUAGAGAGGCCGGGGGACGGGACGACGGGCCCCUCCCCCGGCACCCACGGGCCGUCUGGGUCAGGCAGGCUGCAGCGCUGUUAUAAAUACAAAUAAAAACAGGUUCGAAAAAAGA